Molecule: messenger RNA, 477 nt
Organism: Drosophila biarmipes
Lineage: Eukaryota; Metazoa; Arthropoda; Insecta; Diptera; Drosophilidae
Product: protein new-glue 1-like
Exons: 1
Coding region: 1-477 (158 amino acids)
Source: RefSeq, a predicted model, not a curated record
AUGAAGAUCACUCUGGUACUCCUGCUCCUCUCCAUCUGCCUCGGCUGUAUGAUGAUCCACCGGUCGGAGGCCGCCUCCAGCACCUCCAGCACCGCCACCACCUCCGCCUCGGCCACCACUACCACCUCUGCCGCGGCCACCACCACCACUUCCGCCUCCGCCACCACCACCACUUCCGCUUCCGCCACCACCACCACCACCACUUCCGCCACUACGGCGGCGUCUGCGUCAAGAACGGCAAGGGUAAUCAGAAGAAGGGGGACUACCGAGAGAUCCGGAACAAAGAUUAGGAUUUCUAGGAAUAAGGGAGGUUGCGGAUGCAAGAAGAGCAAGUGCGGCAAAUGUAGCAAGUGUGGCAAGAGUGGCAAGAGCGGCAAGAGCGGCAAGUGUGGCAAGAGUGGCAAGUGCGGCAAGGGUGGAAAGAGUGGCAAGAGUGGCAAGAAGAGCAGCCUUAAAAAGAGCUGGCUCAAGCUGUAG